GUAACUGCAACCGAAUUUUAAUCUAACACAGCGGCGCGGGGAAUUUUUGAAUUUAACGUUGAUUCGUGCGAGUUUAAGUUUUAUUAUCACAAUAUGGAAACACCAAAGGAAGAAAAAUUGAGAAGAAUGUCAUAUUCGGAAUUAAAAAAGCAUGCUAAAGAAAAAGGAAUCAAACGAAAUCUAAAGUCUGAUGUCUUAAUUUCUUUAAUACUUGAAAAAGCUAAAGAAGAUGAGGACAGCUUCGUAGCUUUGGAAAAUGAAAUUAUUAAUUCUUGCAAAAAAAACAAGGAAGCAAAGUUUGAGCAAGAUAAGCAAAGUGAAAGUGGCACACCAAGACGUGAGACCUAUACUCUUGAACGUCCUACUGGUGCUGUCACACCUGUUGAUAAUGACCUGGUUGUUUCUUCUGCAUCCCCUGUGUUAAGAAAAACACCUCCUACGAACGAGACUUCUUUUAAUGUUACAAUGAGCCGUGGCUCUGAAAGGAAAAUGAAGAAACGUAAAGUGAGCUUUGUCACUCCUCUGAGAAAGAGUACAAGACUUAGUUCGAUGACUCCUCACUUUGCAAGUGUCAAGGACAGACCCAAAACUCCAAUUCCAUCCAGGGCAUCUUCCGGGCGAAAAUCAUCCCUAUCUGUCAAGGCAAAAAUCUCUUUUGCCGAAACUCCAACUGAAGUGGAAGUUGAAAAUAAUAGCUCCAAAAUAUCUGGUGGAAGAAAAGGAAAGCGUGUUUCCACUCCUAUGCCAUCAUCUAAAUGCAAGAGAAUGAAUUUGAGUUCAUCAGGCCUUCAAGCACCUAUUGCUACUCCUGAAGUGUCAUUUUCUGAGCCAUCUCAAAAGAUCCCAGAAGAAAUUACAGAUUCUGAUGUGAAGAAACCUCUUAAGCCUGUUCUUGAAUUAUCAGCUACACCAGAAAAUAAAAGAACUGCUACUCCAAAAUCUGAUAUGAAAAAGUCUGUUUUUGAAUCUUCAGCUACUUCAGGAAAUAAAAGAACUGCUACUCCAAAAUCUGAUAUGAAGAAACCUGUUAAGCCUGUUUUUGAAUUUUCAGCUACUGCAGGAAAGAAGAUAACUGCUACUCCAAAGUCUGAUAUAAAGAAGGCUGCUUCUCCUUAUGUUGUGAAUCCAAAAAGUAUCAGAACACUUACUCCAAGACCCAACAUCAAGAAAACUGCCACACCACUGUCGGCUAAUCCCAAAAAUAUCAGAAUUGUUACUCCAGGACUCCGAGCUAAGAAAAAUACCCCUCCCCCUUCUAUAAAUGCAAAAAAUAAAAGGUCUCCAAGAUCAUGUGUUAAAAGUGCUACUACUCCAAGUGUGCUUUCAGCAUCCAAAGUAAAAUUACCAAAUUUCAAAGAGCUUCAUCAAAAGGAAUUUGAUAAAAUGGAAUCAAUUGAUGAAUACCAACAGAGGAAAGCUGUCAAUUCAGCUAAGAAGCUUAAGGAGCAUCUUCAUUAUCGCCAAGCUGUCAAAUCUAGUGCUUCUGAGAAAGUUGUUUCUAAGAACAAAGGCAUGAAGAAAUUUGGAGGCAUUCCAUUUAUUCCAUCAAUUACUUCCACUAAGGAUAUGAAAUUGGAUGCAUCUUCUUUUGGAGUACGCUCUGUGGCAAGCAAAAAAUACACCACUGCGUCACGCAAUGAGAAUGCUGCCAAGAAAAAGGAAACUCAAGUUGCAAAGAAACCAGUAAAGAAUGUUUCUCGGGAAAAUACACCUUUAAAGAAAAGAUUCAAGUUUGAUUUGCAAGCAAGCUUGACAAAAAAAUUGACUUAUAAGCCUCACAAAGGACCCAUAAAGCCUUUGGCAGAAAGCAAUGCCAAUAACACAUCUAUUAUAUGUCCAGCCCCCAUCAAGCCUGUAACUGAAAAUAAAGUUGUAGAAGCAAAGAGAGUUGAAUCCAGGAAUGUGCUGCGUGGCGUUCGAGUCAACCGGAGGUUUGAACUGCAGAUGCAGAAGCGAAAACUUGCUUCCUGCUAAAUGUGCUCUGUGACAUUUUAUUCAUUACUUUUGAUAUUUUAAUCGGGCACAUUUUUGUUUGACUAUUUAUCCUUCGCUUUUAGGGUGUUGUUAUUUUAAUAUAUCUGUAUUAUGUGUCAAACCCUAUACUAAUGAUUGCUAGCUGAGUCUUAUUAAUAUUUGUAGUUUGAAUUACAUUGUAUAUAUACACACUCAUAUAUAUAUUUGAUAUUAAAUUUUUUUUAAGCACUG
Molecule: messenger RNA, 2205 nt
Organism: Argiope bruennichi
Lineage: Eukaryota; Metazoa; Arthropoda; Arachnida; Araneae; Araneidae
Product: nucleolar and spindle-associated protein 1-like
Exons: 17
Coding region: 94-1974 (626 amino acids)
Biological process (GO): establishment of mitotic spindle localization; mitotic chromosome condensation; mitotic cytokinesis
Cellular component (GO): microtubule; nucleolus; mitotic spindle
Molecular function (GO): microtubule binding
Source: RefSeq, a predicted model, not a curated record